Staurois parvus is the source of this 321-nucleotide messenger RNA. The record is from the annotation of a GenBank genome assembly. Lineage: Eukaryota; Metazoa; Chordata; Amphibia; Anura; Ranidae.
UUAACCACUUCCCGACCAGCCCAUGUACAUAAACGGCGGGACGGGAGCGCUGCCGGAGCGGGUGGACGUUUCUAAACGUCCCCCCACAUCCAUUUCCUGUGCGCGCUCGCUGAAAGCUCGCGGCACCGCGAUCGGUGCCCACUGUGUCCGGAGGUCACAAUUCAUGUGAUCACUGAUUGGCCAAUCAGUGAUCACUUCCUGACACCAUUGCUUACUAGGUGUGAAAUCUGUGAAUGAUCACAGAGGUCACAUGGUACAGGGCUAUUCACAACAGCCUCCUACCAUGUGACAAGCUGUGACCAAUCACAGCUCUCACAUGGU